This is a messenger RNA of Talaromyces atroroseus, 693 nucleotides long. RefSeq lists its product as hypothetical. The coding region runs from base 1 to 693 and encodes 230 amino acids. The record is from RefSeq and is a predicted model, not a curated record. Gene Ontology annotation, cellular component: COPII-coated ER to Golgi transport vesicle; Golgi membrane; endoplasmic reticulum membrane. The transcript has 2 exons. Gene Ontology annotation, biological process: endoplasmic reticulum to Golgi vesicle-mediated transport. Gene Ontology annotation, molecular function: COPII receptor activity. Lineage: Eukaryota; Fungi; Ascomycota; Eurotiomycetes; Eurotiales; Trichocomaceae.
AUGUGGAUUCUUCCACUUAUUGGCUACACCGGUGUUGCCGUGGGGUUUGCUUUCUUGACAUUAGCUAUUGCUUCAGGUUUAUACUAUCUCUCAGAACUAGUCGAAGAACAUACAGUUAUUGCCCGCCGAGUAUUAACGAGACUCAUAUACGGCGUCAUAAUAGCCCAGAUCCUACUGUGGCUAUUCGACAACUUCCCAUUCUCCCUAUCGCUCUUGAGCGUGGUAUCGCACCUCAUAUAUGCCAGCAACCUUCGAAAAUUCCCCGUGGUGAAGCUGUCUGACCCUCUAUUCAUUGUCUCGUGCCUUCUCGUCUGCCUUAACCACUGGCUCUGGUUCCGCCAUUUCUCUAGUCCCCCUGCCCCCUCUUCCUCUUCGCAGGAUGCCACCGCAUGGCGUCGACCGUAUCAACCAGACUACGCGAAUAUGCCGACUUUUACCGAGGUAGCUUCAUAUUUUGGGUUGUGUGUUUGGCUGGUGCCGUUCGCUCUGUUUGUUAGUCUUAGUGCUGGUGACAAUGUGCUUCCGAGCAUCGGUUCGGAAUACCCUGCCUCGUCAUCUACUAUUCCUGAAGGACGUACUAAGAGUAAAAAUGUUGGCUUGGCUAAAGCUCUGGUGGACAAUGUUCGAGAUUGGGCGUCGGAGACAGGCGAACUGAUGGGGUUCUAUCAAGGGGAGCGAACGAGGAGGUUUUAA